Gryllus bimaculatus (two-spotted cricket) is the source of this 468-nucleotide messenger RNA. Lineage: Eukaryota; Metazoa; Arthropoda; Insecta; Orthoptera; Gryllidae. The record is from the annotation of a GenBank genome assembly.
AUGUCGCGUCACCUGGCUGCGCGCGUGCGGGGCGAGGCGGCGGGGGCGGCGCUGGAGCUGGACGUGCGCGAGCUGUGCGCGCGCUUCACCAUCGACAUCCCGCCGGGCACCGCGCGCCGCCGCCUGCUGCGCUCGCUGGCGCCGUGGCUGCCCAAGCCGCGCGUCUACACCGAGCAGGUGACGGACUUCUUCCGGGGCCUCGUGCGCACGGCCGCCCGCCUGCGCGAGGACCGCGCCCCCGCCGCGCGCCGCACCGACUUCAUGCAGCUGCUGCUCACGCUCCGCGAGCACGGCAGCAACUGUCUGAGGAUCAGCUAGCAGCCCAGGUCUUCGUUUUCUUCUUCGCUGGAUUCGAAACUUCGUCUGUAACGAUGACAUUCGCGCUAUACGAAAUGUGUCUUAAUCCCGAAAUUCAAGAGCGUGUGAGAAAAGAAGUGUCUGAAGUUAAGAGCAAGCACGGCAAUACGA